AUGUUGCUGCUUAAUCGUGUUCGUAAGGCCAUCUCAGCAAGCCAAGUUGGGCUCGAGCCUCAUUCUUGGACGCUGCCAUCCCCCUCGUCUUAUCCCACCCCCAAGCCGGGCGGCAAACUCCAGACAGUGAUCCCAAACCCCAAGAUCUUUGCCAACGCUCACAUCCCGGGCCACAUCGAGUACAACACCGAGAAGAACCCUCUUGUCUACCCUGACGUCAGCCACGCCGCUGUCCACCUCGCUCUGCUCGAGUGUUUCCACAACUUCCGCCUCAGCGCAACCGAGGUCGAGCUUGACUGCCCCCCUGCCUAUGAGGAGAGGCUGUCUGACGAUGAUGGCGCCGAACCGACGCCCCACGACACGCACCGAUGGCAUACCCUGAUCCGGCUGGCCGUCACGCGCUUCGAGGCGUGGUGGGCCAACAUUGACGCCGUCCUCAACCACGCCGCCAUCUACGCCUACCCUCACAAAGGACUACCUCCCCCCCUCGACGUCCUCUUCGUCUGGUACACCUUCAUGCUCGAGACCGACGCCUACCGCCUCGAGUGCGGCGACCCCCGCCACUCCGACCACGUCCGCCAGCUCUGCUUCCCCUGGGCUGCUCUCCGCGAGGUCCUCGACGUCCACACGAUGGAGUACGCGCUCCCCCGCGCGGCCCAGGUGCUCUUCGACACCAUGUCCGGCCAGUCCGCCGAGCUGCCCUCGUACCUCCGCGACCCCCCCGCGUACGCGGAGCUCGACAUGCCCCUGCACGUCGACCUCUUCGACGUCGCGAAGCGCCACGACGAGUUCAUAGACGAGGCGCACAGGCUCCUCUGGAUCCGCGGCCCGUCGCUGUAUGGAUCGCUGGAGCGCGCGUCGGUGGCCUACUUCGCCCUGCAGCUGCUGGAGGGCGGCGAGGCGAUGGACGGCGACAGGGCUCUGCAUUUCGGCGUCGAGCUCAUUUGGAGGACGCACCGUCUGUACUCGGAGCAGUACGAGUGUUUCCAGCGUGUGAUGAGGGACUACCCGAAGCACGAGGACGGGCUCGACUUCGAAACGACCCAGCAGAGGUCAGCCACAAUGUCCCCUGACACGUCGGAGCCUCUGGACGUGCUGGACUCGAACGAGUCCUCGUCCUCUUCCUCCUCGGAGAUUUGCAUCUGCUGGACCUGCGAGCGCAUUAGAGACGAUGUGCCCGAGUUUGUCCACCCCGCGCCUUCGCCCGAGGGUGAGCCCGGCUCGCCCACCGUCCCCUCGCAGCUGGUCGGGCUCUCCUCAGCGCAGAUCCGACAGAUCCUGGACGACCUGGGCUUCUUCAAGGCGGUCGAGGCGGCCCGCAGCGGCGGGCGCGCACUGCCGGUGCGGUCAUCCAGCGGAUCGGAGCAGGACGCGGACAAGGUGGCCGGGUCCAUGGCCGGGCUGUUCGAGUACUUUGAGAGGAUGCCCGACGGGACCUACAAGGUCCGGAAGCAGACGCAGGCCGUGGCCUGGAGCGGAUUGCAGGCGUAG
Molecule: messenger RNA, 1491 nt
Organism: Clonostachys solani
Lineage: Eukaryota; Fungi; Ascomycota; Sordariomycetes; Hypocreales; Bionectriaceae
Source: the annotation of a GenBank genome assembly